Staurois parvus is the source of this 870-nucleotide messenger RNA. Lineage: Eukaryota; Metazoa; Chordata; Amphibia; Anura; Ranidae. The record is from the annotation of a GenBank genome assembly.
CAGGUCGGAAGCAGAUGCGUCAGUCCACCACCGAGCACACCCGGCAGACCUUCCUCCGCAUGCAGGAGCGCCAGGUCCAGUCCCGCAAGAAGAAAGGUCCCCAUCCCCGACCGGCCCCUGACGCAGGAGGAGCUACUGGAGGAAGCAAAGAUCACUGAGGAGAUCAACAUCCGCUCACUAGGUAUUGGGUCACUGAUGAGAGCCGACAAGAAGAAGCACGUGCAGAAGAAGAGGCGCUGCGUGGGGCCGACCGUUCGCUACCACUCUGCCACCAUGCCGCUCAUCACCGAGCUCAACGUGAAGGAGGAGAACGUGGACGUGGAGGGCCUAAAAAAAAAAAAUAAUUGUUCUUUUAGGUUGGAGCAUGAGCAGAUGGGGGAUUCCUCCACGGGGCCCCCUGCCAGCAAAUGCUCCCGCACCUUCAUCACCUUCUCCGACGACGAAGCCUUCGAGCGGAUCUUCCCCAAAAGCAAAGCCAAGAUGCCGGUCCGAGAGGUGUGUCCGGUCACCCACAAACCGGCCCAGUACCGGGACCCCAUCACCGACAUCCCCUAUUACAACGCCCGGGGGCCUUCAAGAUCAUCCGCGAGGCGUACAAGAAAUACAUCACCGCUCACGGCCCUGCCCAACGCCGCUAUGGGCCGCCGCCAUGGGUCCGGCCGGCGCUGCGUCCGACGCAGGACAACGCAGCACACGGCAGAAGAUCGUUAUCAAACAGAGCGUUCCGGUUACAUAAGGCCAAGGUGUUGUCAUGGACAUCUAUGGGGGGGGGAGGGGCAAUCGGACGACCCAAAUGAUCACUGGGGGACUUUUACUUUUUUUUUUGUUUUUUUUUUUUUUUACUUCGGAAAUUUGAAUGAAAAUCUUUAA